Molecule: messenger RNA, 715 nt
Organism: Xylona heveae TC161
Lineage: Eukaryota; Fungi; Ascomycota; Xylonomycetes; Xylonales; Xylonaceae
Exons: 1
Coding region: 181-636 (151 amino acids)
Source: RefSeq, a predicted model, not a curated record
CUUGAAUCACCGAACAGACGAAGGAAAAGGUGAGAGGAAAAGAGUCCAACCGGGGACGCAGGCCACGAUGAUCGAAGGCCGACCGGUCAAAGACUAACCAAGCAGGAACUAUAUUGGAGGAAAAAAGAAGAUUUCAGUCAGCCACCUGGCAUAAGAUGCUUAUAUUGCGCUCCCUGCUGUAUGACGAGGAUCCUGGGAAGAUUGCCCGUCAUCUCUUCACGUGGAGUGACUUUGGGUGAUCAGCCAGCGACCACGGCGAGCGAUACUGUGACAGCGACAAAGACAAGCAGACAAAAGGGUCGCCGAAGUUGCCCACUCAAUCCCAGGAAGCCUUUUGUAAAAUGUGCCCAAAAUAAAAAAAGAAAAUCUGCCAGGGGCUCACCGUCAAGUCCAAGCUGGCCCGUAACCAGGACAUGUAUGUAUUUCUGGGGCCUGAGGGUUCGGUCUGGAAGAGGUCGAAUCAAUGGGAGAGCAGGGAGGGUUGCCGUGGUAAGGUUCACGGUUGACAGUACUUGGGCCUUAGCCGGGAGCUAUGUUUUGCGUGUGCGUAGUAGGAGUGAGUGGGUAGAGAUGUGUGUGUGUGUGUGUGUGUGUGUGUGUGUGUGGGCGAGUAAGAUUAAUAUCAGAACCACUUGACCCGCAGGAGUGCAAACCAAUACUCCAAUUAAGAAAAACCUCUUCUCAGAACCUUCAUGCGUCAUGAAUAAGAUCUGGC